Molecule: messenger RNA, 1431 nt
Organism: Echinococcus granulosus
Lineage: Eukaryota; Metazoa; Platyhelminthes; Cestoda; Cyclophyllidea; Taeniidae
Product: tRNA-dihydrouridine synthase 2-like protein
Exons: 14
Coding region: 1-1431 (476 amino acids)
Biological process (GO): tRNA dihydrouridine synthesis
Cellular component (GO): cytoplasm
Molecular function (GO): tRNA dihydrouridine synthase activity; tRNA binding; flavin adenine dinucleotide binding
Source: RefSeq, a predicted model, not a curated record
AUGUCCUUUGAAGAGAAGGAGAAGCUGUGUGGUGCUCUGCGCUGGUACACUCUUAAAACCAUGAAUUUCGACGGAGCCAUCGUUCUCGCUCCUAUGGUCCGCGUCUCUACGCAUCCAAUGCGUUUACUCGCUCUUCGCUACGGCGCCACGUACGUCUACACCGAGGAAAUAAUUGACUACAAACUUCUUAGAACAACCCGCUUGGAAAACAAGAAACUGGGAACCGUUGAUUAUGUUUACGAUGAUGGUUCCAUUGUGUUCCGUACGUCGACCGAGGAGAAGGGCAAAGUCGUACUUCAGCUGGGUACAGCGGAUGCUAAACGAGCUCUGAUGGCUGCACAGAAGGUUCAAGGUGAUGUCGCUGCAAUCGAUGUAAAUAUGGGCUGCCCCAAGUAUUACUCCAUCAAAGGUGGUAUGGGCGCUGCACUUCUACGAAAUCCGGAGAAGAUAAAAACCAUUCUGACCAAACUCGUUCAAUUCCUUCGUGUCCCCGUGACUUGCAAGAUAAGGAUCCUUAGCACGAUGGAGGAAACGCUAUCGCUGGUGCGUCUGAUCGACUCGACAGGCGUGGCUGCGAUAGCGGUUCACGGACGGACGCGCGAAGAGCGUCCGCGUGACCCCAAUCACGACGACGUCAUUCGCGCCAUCUCCCAAGCUAUCAAAACCCCGAUCCUCGCCAACGGUGGCUCCAGGGAUACAAUUCGCCUGUACGAAGACAUUGAAUUCUUCCGUCAAGCGACAGGUGCGGCAGGUGUGAUGAUUGCCCGUGCGGCCAUGUGGAACCCGGCCAUUUUUGCUCCACCGCCACUCGACGCACCGCCACCUUCUGACGUGCAACUCGUCCGUGAGUAUCUUCAACUUGCAGUGAAAUAUGACCAUCAUAUCAGCGGAACAAAGAUCUGCAUUCAGCGCAUGUUCAGUGGGAAGACUGGUUUGGCAGAGUACGUAAAGACAGGGUCUGUUGAAACAAUGGCAGAGUUAUGCGAGAUCUGGAGUCUGCCACAAGAGGUUAUCGAGAGCGCCAAACUCUGUUCGGAUGACCGCGUUAGCGUUUUGGCGGAAAUAUCGACGAAUGAAAGCUUCUUACAGGGGAAGAAACCGCGUUUGGAAGAGGAAGAGGCGAAGGAUGGCAGCGAAGUGCUAACUCUGCCCCUCGGUUUUGUUCGCCAUGAGUGGCCGGAAGUCGGUGACUUGCCCAAGCAAAUCCUUAUGCGGCACUGCAAACGCAAGCAAAUCGAUUUUCCCACAUAUUCGACUGUUGAAAACAAGGCGUCAAGAACCUUCAGCAGCAUCGUCACGUUGAAUGGAGCAAGUUAUGCACACAAAAUUGCUUCCACCACGAAAAGAUUCGCGGAACAGGCAGCUGCAUUGGCUUGUCUAACACAUUUGGGCAUUUGGCCUCCGACACAGACAAACGAGAAGAAUUCGUGA